GGGUAGCUAGUUGGAUGCGUAUACCUGCUAUUGCGCAGUUUCGAAAUAGCACAGAUCAAACAAUAUUUCAAAUGCAGAAAAAAACUACUUAUUAUUCGCCUUUUCGCAAUGGAGAACCCGUAUGAACAAACACAUAAUGCAAUCCUCGGACGAAUAAUCGACAACGUUGCUAGACUUAGUGAAGCCGUUGAGAAUCUCAAUGAAAGAUUAGAGGAAGUGAACAAGGAAAAUAGCGAUCUUGCAGUUGUUAGCCAAAUGUUUUCGUCGUACUGGUUUUCUUCACAAAUAUACCUACAGACCAAAAAGUCAUACACUGGCUCCAAAUAGCCCCUUCUUCGCUCAUUACAUCAUCCUACGCCCGGAACCACAAGCGUACACACCUUUGUCGGCAAUAAAAUUUGAUAUGCAUACGCACAUACCCC
Molecule: messenger RNA, 422 nt
Organism: Zychaea mexicana
Lineage: Eukaryota; Fungi; Mucoromycota; Mucoromycetes; Mucorales; Lichtheimiaceae
Exons: 3
Coding region: 109-327 (72 amino acids)
Biological process (GO): attachment of spindle microtubules to kinetochore
Cellular component (GO): DASH complex; mitotic spindle
Source: RefSeq, a predicted model, not a curated record